This is a messenger RNA of Enhydra lutris kenyoni (northern sea otter), 1784 nucleotides long. Its product is annotated as nuclear factor I C. Lineage: Eukaryota; Metazoa; Chordata; Mammalia; Carnivora; Mustelidae. The coding region runs from base 76 to 1596 and encodes 506 amino acids. The transcript is spliced from 11 exons. Gene Ontology annotation, molecular function: DNA-binding transcription factor activity, RNA polymerase II-specific; RNA polymerase II cis-regulatory region sequence-specific DNA binding. Gene Ontology annotation, biological process: regulation of transcription by RNA polymerase II. Gene Ontology annotation, cellular component: nucleus. The record is from RefSeq and is a predicted model, not a curated record.
GGGGGUUUGGAAAAAUGACUCAGUAAGUUCAGCGCGCCCGCUCCGGCCGGCCCUGCGCCUCCCGCCGCGCCCGGGAUGUAUUCGUCCCCGCUCUGCCUGACCCAGGAUGAGUUCCACCCGUUCAUCGAGGCGCUGCUGCCGCACGUCCGCGCCUUCGCCUACACCUGGUUCAACCUGCAGGCGCGGAAGCGCAAGUACUUCAAGAAGCACGAGAAGCGCAUGUCCAAGGACGAGGAGCGCGCGGUGAAGGACGAGCUGCUGGGCGAGAAGGCCGAGGUGAAGCAGAAGUGGGCGUCCCGGCUGCUGGCCAAGCUGCGCAAGGACAUCCGGCCCGAGUGCCGCGAGGACUUCGUGCUGGCCAUCACCGGCAAGAAGGCGCCGGGCUGCGUGCUCUCCAACCCCGACCAGAAGGGCAAGAUGCGCCGCAUCGACUGCCUGCGCCAGGCCGACAAGGUGUGGCGGCUGGACCUGGUCAUGGUCAUCCUCUUCAAGGGCAUCCCGCUGGAGAGCACCGACGGCGAGCGCCUGGUCAAGGCGGCGCAGUGCGGCCACCCGGUGCUCUGCGUGCAGCCGCACCACAUCGGCGUGGCCGUCAAGGAGCUCGACCUCUACCUGGCCUACUUCGUGCGCGAGCGAGACGCGGAGCAGAGUGGCAGUCCCCGGGCAGGGAUGGGCUCCGACCAGGAGGACAGCAAGCCCAUCACACUGGACACCACGGAUUUCCAGGAGAGCUUUGUCACCUCCGGUGUGUUCAGUGUCACGGAGCUCAUCCAAGUGUCCCGGACCCCCGUGGUGACUGGGACAGGACCCAACUUCUCCCUGGGGGAGCUCCAGGGGCACCUGGCAUACGACCUGAAUCCAGCCAGCACGGGCAUGAGAAGAACCCUACCCAGCACUUCCUCCAGCGGGAGCAAGCGGCACAAAUCGGGCUCGAUGGAGGAAGACGUGGACACGAGCCCCGGCGGCGAUUACUACACCUCGCCCAGCUCUCCCACGAGUAGCAGCCGCAACUGGACUGAGGACAUGGAAGGAGGCAUCUCGUCGCCGGUAAAGAAGACAGAGAUGGACAAGUCACCUUUCCACAGCCCAUCUCCCCAGGACUCACCUCGCCUCUCCAGCUUCACCCAGCACCACCGGCCCGUCAUCGCCGUGCACAGCGGGAUCGCCCGGAGCCCUCACCCGUCCUCCGCCCUGCACUUCCCCACGACCUCCAUCCUGCCCCAGACGGCCUCUACCUACUUCCCGCACACGGCCAUCCGCUACCCGCCUCACCUCAACCCCCAGGACCCGCUCAAAGAUCUCGUGUCGCUGGCCUGUGACCCAGCCAGCCAGCAGCCUGGACCGUUAAAUGGAAGUGGUCAGCUCAAAAUGUCCAGUCACUGCCUUUCUGCUCAGAUGCUGGUACCCCCGCCCCCUGGGCUCCCGCGGCUGGCGCUCCCCCCCGCCACCAAACCCACCUCCGAGGGAGGAAGCACGUCGCCGACCUCGCCCUCCUACUCUACGCCCGGCACGUCCCCUGCAAACCGUUCCUUUGUGGGAUUAGGACCAAGGGAUCCAGCGGGCAUUUAUCAGGCACAGUCCUGGUAUCUGGGAUAAGAAAGAUUUCUUCCCACGCCCUGCUCCUCCGUCGCGGGAAUCCCAGGGGGCCGCACUGCCGGCCCCGGCCCACGUUUUCAGUGGAAAGUUAGAGCGAGCGAGACGACCCUGCCGACUCCCAGCCUGGCCGGAAAGACAGAAUAGACACACACACGCAGGAGGGAAACAAGCAAAAAGAAAAAAGGCAA